AUGGGUGACUUCCCGCCGCCCGAGCGUACCAGCGUUAAGGCGUCCGAACUUGUCCAUCGCGCCGUGGAUAAGAGCUAUGAGGACUUCCGUACGCUAAUUCACCAACUGCCGACGAUGCGCGAGGAGGAACGCCGUGAGCCACUGUUGGCGCAUUUACAGAGCUCCCGCAAGCGCUUCGCGCAGCUUCUGGCCGUGCUCAAGUGGUCAGUACAGUCGCCACUGCUGCAGCAGUGCGACACGCUACUACAACAGACCGAGACGUACCGUAACAAUGUGAACGAGACCAACGACCGACUGUUCUUUAUGCACGCGGAUCUUAACCGCGCCAAGGAGCGGCGGUACGACCUCAGUACAGCCGCAGACGUACUCUAUGGAGGCAGCUAUCUGCGGCUUCCUACCAUCAUCAAGAACGCCAUGUUUCCGCGAGAAUUGCCCGAAGUGGAUACAGAACAGGCAGCGACGGAGGUGGCGGACAUCAUCCGCUUCCGUCUCAUCGAGGCGGAUAUUCCAGAGCAGUUCUCCAACAUUAAGCUGGAGGGAGGCUUCGUCACGUGUCAGGCGGAAGGCGAGUUCGAGAUCGUACUAACCAUUCAGGGCAAGGAGAAGGACGCUAAGUGGAGAGUUAUCAGUGUGAACACAGCGCUUACAGAUGCACAGGCUUUUGAGGACCAUUCACAGGCGGCGUCCACGAGCGCGUUGCGCAUUAUUCGAUCGAAUGCACCGAACGCAGCGCACUACAACCACUUGAAGAAUCUUGUACAGCGAGCCAUGAACAAGUCGGAGAAGCCAUUUGUGGACGCUUUCAUGGUGAUGCGAGAGUUUUGUUCGUCAUUGGCACUACAGAUCUUGGCAUCGCAGGGAAAAUUACUGAUGGAAGGUCGCUGGAAGAACCGCAUCAUGAUUAAGCACCUCCGAGACCAGAAUAUUUUGGAUAUUUGCUACUGGCCCAAGGCUUGUGUGCGGAAGGAAGCGCAGGCGCUAACGGAGCAGCAGAGAUUGAUUCAACAGUUAAGCGACCCGAUAGCAACAGCUCGAAGAGGGUCAGCGCUCCCGUAUCCCGAGUCGAGCUUGUGUGUUCGACUGGGUUUCGACCCGAACAAGAAGAAGCUUCUCUCUGUUAGUCUUAGUCCGUCGCUCCCACCGAAUCUUCCAGGGUAUGCAUCGUUACUGAGCGCAUUGGAGGUGCCCUCCAACAUGUUCCUGCUGAGUGCUGAGAACCUGCUGAUUGCGGCGAUGCGAGCUCACGUCUCGGCUGCUCUGUUCUCCAUAGGCCGGCUGCUUGUGGUUGAUUCUCCCGAUGACAAGGCUUCCACACAACUGGUUUCUGGAGAAGAUGUCGCUAUGGUUUGCUCGGAUACGAGCUUACGAAUUGCGCGGGCAGAUAUUGGUGGACUGCAGCAGUUUCUGGAGGUGACAUUUGACAUUCGUGAAGGACGAUUUAUUGUGAGUUCAGUUGCUGCGGCGAGACAAUCCGCGUUUUACAUCACAGUGAAGCAACUGGAACGGAUAUUAAACACUCAGUGUAAGAUCGAGCUUGGGGGUAAUGUUGACAAGUCGUUCCCGAAUGAUUUUGCGCUGGUUUCUGGUGAUGGGAAAGGUGACAAGUCGAACGAGUUGAUCCACACUAGUGUUCGGAAGGUUUUGUGCGAGAUCGUGGCUGACGAAGUAGCACAGAUCGGCUCUUCCUUCAAGGGAAUUGAAGUGCUGCGUAGUGUUAACUUGAACUGGGAGCGAUAUCUCGCCUUCCGACAGCAACACGGCGGACAGACUGAAGAUUUAUCGAUCUCGGACACUGCGUUGUAUUUCCAGCUUACAUCUUCCAAGGAAUCUACUUGUUACCUGGUCAUCGAGAUCGACAAGUAUGGCGAGGUGGAUGGCAUGAACGGAAAUGUGCACGAAGCUGCUGAAGCGGAGGAAUACAUACGAUUGCCAUGCUUCUCGCUACUCCAGACAAGUGCAGGCCUGCCGGGGCAACCAUCAGGUGUGCAGUUUAUCCAGCGCUUCGGAGCUUUCAAGAAGGAAGACCUACAUCCGUCCGUCACGCGACACAACGAGAUUAUUGGGAAUAGUCUUCGUGGCAAUAGUCGGAAGCGUCCUUACAGCUCGAAUGGCACUUCGUUGGUAGGAAGAAACAUGAGGACAACGAAAAAGGCGCUGCUCGAUGGAGGACGGGUACAAGAAAGCACUGGCUACUGGCUGGAUGACGCCGAGCAUCAAGCAGUCUCUCGCAAUUUUGUUCCACAUAUUGCGUCGGUGUUGCUGCAUGCAAUCAACAUGUGCAGCGAGAGGAUCCAGUUACAGCACUUUGUGAACUUUGCUCGACGACGCAAAUCGAGGAUUCGCUACUCCGGUGAAGCUGGUACGGCAAACAGAGAGGGCACAGGCGGUCAGGUGGUCACGCUUUCCUUCCCAGAAAAGGUCAACACAGAUCCAUUGAAGAUCGUUGCUAUUCAAGGCCACCUGAAACAUGGAGGAGGGUUCGAGCUGUGUCUUCAGUUGGCUUCGCCCCCAUUCAAGUUCAUUUCGCCGAAAAAGCCGAAAGACCACUUGUUAUCGGAGCGCUCGCACUAUGUCAACGAACGAGGCCAGUUGAUCUUUAGAUACCCUACGACGAUGGUGACGAGCGAGCUUUUCAGUGAGAACCCGCUAGAAAUGUUCAUGGUCGAGCUGAUCUGCGUCGUGAGACCACUCUGUGAACUCGCCGUGAAGCUGGAGAAGAUGCUGACCGCUGUUGGACGCUACACUAAUGAUAUUAAGGACGACGGUCAUUUCUAUGUGGAAAGCGCCGACCCGUUUGCGAUUGUCUUGGCCUGUCGAGCGCCCAACCCGAGGCACUGCAUUGCUGCUGGUUCUUCGCCCGAUGGAUUGACGACGUACCGUGUGACGGUGCAGUUCAAGCAGAAAAUGGGCUUCGUGGUUAACUACAGUCACAAAGCUGAACAUCCCCUGAUGCAUUUUAUCCAGUCAGCGCUAAAUGGACACAGUGACCCGGCACAGUUUGUGGAAGCUUUAGAGCGCACGUGCGUCCCCAUGGGCAUCUUGGCGAGCGUUGUAGAGUCCCAGCUGCUUUGCGCCAAAUACUACCGCCAAGAUCCUCCGCCCAAUGCGAAGGAUGGAGCAGCAAAUGGAGGUCCCAAGGCCUUCGGUCGAGGGAAGAUGGGUGGAAAGGGAAUGAAACUGGGUUACAAGUUUAAGCUUCCAGGCGAAGAGAAGGGCUAUUACGCUGAAAAGUCCAUUGGAGGAGAUGACAAGUCUUUCGUGCCAGCUGAACUGGUGAUGAUCCCGCGGUCGCAAACUCAGGUUCGCCUGUCCUAUGGAGACCGCUGCGCCGUAGAUAUUUAUUUCCUGGAGAAUCACUCGGUGAAGAUGCAGAGUUCAUCAGGAGGUGUUCGUGUCCCGAGCUGUCCGUCUGAGAAGGGCAUCGUCGUGGAUUGCCAGAAUUUUGCUGAAAAAUUGCGCAGCACGUUGUCGGAGAUGGCAUCGGCUUAA
Phytophthora nicotianae INRA-310 is the source of this 3489-nucleotide messenger RNA. RefSeq lists its product as hypothetical. Gene Ontology annotation, biological process: regulation of transcription by RNA polymerase II. Lineage: Eukaryota; Oomycota; Peronosporomycetes; Peronosporales; Peronosporaceae. The record is from RefSeq and is a predicted model, not a curated record. The transcript is spliced from 2 exons. Gene Ontology annotation, molecular function: transcription coregulator activity. Gene Ontology annotation, cellular component: core mediator complex; mediator complex. The coding region runs from base 1 to 3489 and encodes 1162 amino acids.